This is a messenger RNA of Neodiprion virginianus, 3150 nucleotides long. It is a transcript of the gene oxt, whose product is annotated as xylosyltransferase oxt. Gene Ontology annotation, cellular component: membrane. The record is from RefSeq and is a predicted model, not a curated record. The transcript is spliced from 7 exons. Gene Ontology annotation, molecular function: protein xylosyltransferase activity. Bases 237 to 2993 code for a protein of 918 amino acids. Gene Ontology annotation, biological process: chondroitin sulfate proteoglycan biosynthetic process; heparan sulfate proteoglycan biosynthetic process. NCBI's taxonomy places the organism in Eukaryota, Metazoa, Arthropoda, Insecta, Hymenoptera, Diprionidae.
UGUUAGUCAUUCAUAAGCCGUUGAGUGAAGACUGAUAACAGUCUUCACUCAACGGGUGUUAUAGGUGCAUAAAAGUUCAUUAAUACGUGAGAUUUAAAUUGUAAUUAGACCGCUUGUUCCUUGCAAUAAAAUUUUUUAUGCGUCAGUGUCCUUCUACGUCACGUUUUUACCCAGUGUUUUUACUUGUAAUUUAAAAAAGAAGAUUCGUGUGUACCGGGUACAUAGGCCAAUCGAAAAUGGCAUCCGGAAAGAAUCAGCAUGAUAAUAGAUCAUCUAAUUGUUUGCGAAAGUAUCGGAUAUUUUUCGUAUUUGGCAUAGCCAUAUUAUGUGUGCAAGUAUACUUAGCUUAUACCUUUUUUGCUCUGGAGAGUGAAAAUCGCAGGGUAAUAAAAUCAUCAUUAAAUAACGAUAUUCUCUCGGUAGCUGAAGAAGGAGGUGGUCUUCUGACAGGUUCUCGGCAGCUCAAACUACCUCCGGACAAACUAGAGACCAAUACAAUAAAAGGUGCUCAUUAUCGUAAUCGAACAACCAGGGUGAAAUUAGACCUGAAAUCGCUGAAUUUUACCCCCGAUUGUGAGAUAACUGGCAGAGAAGCAGUGAGCGCCAUUACGAGAGCAAAAUCUCAGACUUGCAAGCAGCGAAUUGCUAGUGUAACUUGCCUGAGUCAACAGGGUCUCCUUUAUCCUAAGAACUUGCAAUCAUCUUGUCCACAUUCUCCUGGUUUUCUUGAUAAGCCAAAAAACUUGGGUUGCUUCAAAGACGACAAAACACUCCAAGUACUAUCUGGUUACUAUGCUGUUUACAAAGGUGAAAACUCACCUGAUUACUGCGCCAAAAUGUGCUUACAGUCAGGUUACCCCUACUCGGGUGUUGAAUAUUCAAUUGAGUGUUUUUGUGGAAUGGAGGAACCAUCGCAGGUGAGACGUUUACCUGACUCAAGUUGUAAUAUGAAGUGUCCUGGGAAUCCAAAGUUAUCCUGUGGUGGUUAUUUAACUAUAAAUAUCUUCUGGAAUGGCAUACAAAGAUUCAGGCCUCAAGAAGCAAGAAAUUCCAGCUCCAAAAAUUCGAGAGAAAAACCUGCUCGAAUAGCCUACUUGUUGACAGUAAAUGGCAGAGCCAGUCGCCAGGUUAAACGUCUAAUCAGUGUGCUGUAUCAUCCGUCACAUUUCUUCUACAUUCAUGUGGAUGCGAGGCAAGAUUACAUGUACCGGGAGAUGUUGGGAAUUGAGAAAAAAUGUACGACUAAAAAUAUUAGAGUAGCAAGAGGGAUCGGCUUGCGACAUGCAAGCAUCUGGGGUGGCGCAAGCCUCUUGAAAACUCUUUUAAGUUCAGCGAACGAGAUUUUGGCUCAAGAUCAUAAUUGGGAUUUUCUUGUGAAUUUGUCAGAAUCAGAUUUUCCAGUUAAAAGCAAUGCUCGGCUUACUGAGUUUCUCACUUUAAAUAAAGGAAUGAAUUUUGUCAAGUCACACGGCAGAGAAGUACAACGCUUCAUCACAAAGCAAGGACUAGACAAAAGCUUUGUUGAAUGUGAAGCACGAAUGUGGCGCAUUGGUGAUCGCAAAUUACCGACAGGUAUUCAAAUUGAUGGAGGAAGUGAUUGGGUGGCGCUAAGUCGGGAUUUCGUUGAAUAUGUGGCUAAUCCAGUGCCAGACCCUCUAAUAUCUGGAUUGCUAGAAGUGUUCCGAUAUACUUUGUUACCUGCAGAAUCAUUUUUUCAUACUGCACUGCGAAAUUCACGAUUUUGUGAUACGUACAUUGACAACAAUCUUCACGUCACUAAUUGGAAACGGAAAUUGGGCUGUAAAUGUCAGUAUAGAGCUAUCGUAGAUUGGUGUGGUUGUAGCCCGAAUGACUUCAAAUCCGAAGAUUUUGGACGGAUAAAAAGCACAGCAGAUCGAAAUUUAUUCUUUGCCAGAAAAUUUGAGCCAACAAUCGAUCAAAGAAUUAUAGACCGUACUGAGGAAUGGAUAUAUCCAUCGAAAAGUAACAAAACUCAGAAACUGAAGGGUUACGAUGCAUACUGGCAAAGCGUGUACCACUAUGCAGACCUCAGUCCGAUGGCUGAUGACACACUGUUAACAAUAUCAGAUUCUUUAGCUCGUCUCACCUACAAAAAUUUGAAAAUUGAAGACUACAUUUUCAGUCAAAUCAAAUUACUCGAGGCCACAGCUUAUUUUCGAUCCAAUCGUUUUAUUGGGAUAUUAAUUCGAUGUAAUGCAAAUACCAAUGACCUAGAAAAUUUGGAAUCUUCAACAUUUCAAAAUGAAUUUCCAGAACAAGUCGAAUCUUUGAUCUCGCUAAAGCAGAAUAUUACUAUAACCAAAUCCUGGAAAAAUCGUAUACGUAACCUGGCUGUUAGCACAGACUAUGAUCAAAAAGAACAGACGUUCAGAAACUUAGUUGCAGCAAUGAGCGUACUAUCAACUCCUGUUCUAGCAUAUGAACUAGUUCCUGGAUUUACACCUCUACGUAAUUUAUCAGUAUUGUGGGUUGAUCCCUAUGGCCAUUUGGCAGAUAUGGGUCAACUACAGAUGGAAGAAGCAACAUUGUUUGGUCACAUAAAACCUCAACUUGGAGAGCCGUUAGUCAUUGGCACCUGGCAUGUGCUCUUAAUGGCAGACUCAGAUUUAGUAGCAAAACUAAAUUUCCUUGUAGUACCAUUAGCGUAUUGGAGAAAUCAAAAGAUCACUCUCCGAAAAGCUAAAGAGUUACAUAAUGGCUCUUUAGCACCAUACCAAGUAAAUGAAAACAUAAAUCACUGGUGGACAAAUUAUUUAAGUACUUCCACCGUAAAUUCUAGUACGACAGAACAGAGAAUCGGUUUGGAGCUUGAACGGUGGAUAGAUGCUCUGGUGUCUGAAUAUUAUGAGAUAAAAAAUACAUGCUGGACGGUGGAAAUGCCGGAAGUUCGGGGAAAACUUGAGAAAUGCUCUGAGACUAGUUGGAGCUCACUAAGUCCUGAUUACAAAGCUGACAUACGCAACUUGUGCUAAGAAUUUAACCAAUUAUGUGCCAUUGCCCACUCCUAUUCAUAAAUUUCAUUAAUCAUUUGUAUAAUCAUCUCUUAGAUAUUUUUAUAAUGACCAAGACUGUAUAUAUGUAUACAUCGUUGUAUUUGUAUUUAAAAAAAUAUAUUAUAUGUGCCCCUUU